Molecule: messenger RNA, 438 nt
Organism: Enterobius vermicularis (human pinworm)
Lineage: Eukaryota; Metazoa; Nematoda; Chromadorea; Rhabditida; Oxyuridae
Source: the annotation of a GenBank genome assembly
AUGAAUUUUGAAAUAAGCAAUACGAAACAGAUUGGUAUUGGGUUGACACUGUUUGGAGUGACCUUCUUUACGUUGGGGAUAAUCCUCUUCUUAGAUGGAGCUUUGCUUGCCAUUGGCAAUUUGAUGUUUAUUACCGGAUUGGUCCUGGUGAUCGGUAUACAACGCACAGUGGGCUUCUUCUUCCAGUGGCACAAGAUCAAAGCUACUUGUUUAUUUUUCGGAGGAAUUUUUGUAGUUCUCAUUGGUUGGCCACUUGUUGGAAUCAUUGCUGAGAUUUGGGGAUUUUUAUUACUUUUUGGGGGGUUUCUUCCUGUAGCGAUCAACUUUUCACGGCAGUUGCCGAUCAUCGGAAGUUUUUUAAAUAUGCCAGGAGUGAGACAGGUACGCUUGUCUGCUAAAAAAUGCAUGACAUUUAUACUUAGAUUCUUUCUUAAGUAG